GUGAAGUAAAUCAUUGUAUCAGAUUGAGACGGGGGAAAGCAGCGAGCGACUGGUCGGCAAAGCAAUUCUGCUCCGCGAAACGCUGACAAAUCCGACUGCUAGCCGCAUACAUUGCAGGGAUGGCAGCCAUCCGUAAGAAGCUGGUGAUAGUGGGAGAUGGAGCUUGUGGAAAGACCUGCCUUCUGAUUGUCUUCAGCAAGGACCAGUUCCCUGAGGUCUACGUCCCCACCGUGUUCGAGAACUACGUUGCUGACAUAGAGGUGGAUGGCAAACAGGUGGAGUUGGCUCUCUGGGAUACUGCGGGUCAGGAAGACUAUGACCGGCUUAGACCUCUCUCUUAUCCAGACACUGACGUCAUCCUCAUGUGCUUUUCCAUAGACAGCCCUGACAGCUUGGAAAACAUUCCAGAGAAGUGGACCCCAGAGGUCAAACACUUCUGUCCCAACGUUCCCAUCAUCCUGGUAGGAAACAAAAAAGACCUGCGCAACGAUGAGCACACGCGCCGAGAGCUGGCCAAGAUGAAACAGGAGCCAGUGAAGUCAGAGGAGGGCCGGGACAUGGCUGGCCGGAUUGCAGCUUUCGGUUACAUGGAGUGCUCCGCUAAGACCAAGGACGGCGUGCGGGAGGUGUUUGAGAUGGCCACCAGGGCGGCUCUGCAGGCCCGCCGCGGAAAGAAGAGCAAUAAAUGUGUAGUGCUGUAAAAUGGCCGACAUAUUUGGACUGUUUUCACCCUGGGCUACAGUACCCAGUAGCUAGGGCUCGGGAGGGACGGUGGGAUUACUAGAUGGGAGAGGGAGGGGGGGAGAAGAAAAGAGUGCAGUAAAUGACUACCGCUGUAAAAUGGCUGUUUGUUGGACUGAAUUUACCCUGGGACUUGGGUUUGGGAUGCUUUGUUGGGGGGGGGGGGUUGGGUGACUACCGCUGUAAACCAUUGGGCUCUUUUCCUGUGGGGUUUCUAUAAAUUUGGGAAAUUUACACCAGCCGAACGCUGGUACAUUUUGUCUUUUCAACAAGCCACUUACACUGAUAAAGAUCAUUAGGAGAUCCUGGUCCUUUAUACAAAUCUAGCUGAUUGGUAACACUGAUAAAGUUGCUGGUGAAUUAUUGGAUGUUCCAGACUGUUCAGUAUAGACAACAACAAAAAAGGUUUAGUUUCCUGCCUAAAUGACUUGAUGGAUGGAUGGGGGGGACAGACAGCACAGUAAAUGAGUACCACUGUAAAUGGCCACCAGUGGACUAUUUAUCCCCAGUAAUAUUUAUACCCUAGAAGUAGGCAUGGGGCGGUGGGGAGUUAGACAGGUGGAGGGAUGGGAAGACUGAAGCCUGGGUGUGACCGUGAUGAGACUGUAUACCAAACCAGUGCAAAUUGUGCGGUGUUUAUAGUUUUGCACAUUCAGCCUACUUGUUAUGUGCUGUAGUUACCUGGGCCCCAAAGUAGACCAAUCACCAGUAAACUAUUAUUCUCAUGCUGCUCAAAAUGGUGCUCGAAACAGGUUCAAGGUUGAUUUUCAAUUCAAUAACAAAAACCAGACCUUUUUGUUGUAAAAUGUGGCAUUCAGAAAAGUUGAUCCUGAUUGGGUUGUUGUAGCCACACUAUUCAACAAGUGGUCACAUGCUCGGGUCUUAUGUGUGGUAUUAUCAGAGCGGCGUGGAGCUACAUGCUCACAUGUCCAGCUCCGUGUCAGUUAGUCUCACUGUGGCUAAUCCUGUGCUCAAAGAUUCACAGAGACAAACACGUUGAGCUGUACUCUUACUGAGAUGAUCUGUUACAGCCACCUAAUAGUGAGCGCUCUAUUUUUUUGCAGAUAAGCUGCAGCUAAGUGCACAGGUUGAAUUGAAAGAAAAUGCCCACAGCACUGGUUUUUAAUGUAAAAACGAUCAUUGCCACCUGUAUUCCAGUUGCUGCUUUAAAUGUUGGGCAUCUUACUAUAGCAGUGUUGUAGCGGACAGCGUGAAGUUUAGUUCCUUCCAGAGGAGCAGCAUUGUGAUACGGUCAGCAUCAAGGCUGGACUAAAAGUACCCACGUGCUGGUGAAUCUCUACUGAGGUUGGCUGGUCUACUCCAGGAGGCGAUCAGCUGAAGGUUCUGAAACGUCAAGCGUUGGUCGGAGUGACUCGGUGGAAGGGGGGGGCAGGUAAAUUGUGGUCCUGCUGGAUGACAAAGUUAGCUUCCUGCCCUGCAUAGAUACAACCAGAGUAAACUCUUGCCAAUGCUCAGCUCCCAUCCCUUCCUGCUCCACAUAGCUGACUGCUGGUGCUCAACUUCCCCUGGUUUUAGACCAGGACAAAGAACAAGGAGAGGAGAGUAUUGUGUUUACAUGCACACCACUGACAUCCUUAUUGGGGAUGAACAACUAUUCAUUUUUUUUGUGUAGGCAUGUAUAAAAGUCAGAUGUACAAUAACCAGAACUAGUUAAUGUUUGAGGGGGAAAAAAAGGUGCCUGUGAUAUACCACGUUAUCCACCGUAUACAUGUCUGCCUUUUACUGGUUAACUGUUGGUUUAACAGUUCAUCUUAAAAAGACAAACAUCACACACGUGACAUGACCUUUUUGUACUGUGCAUGGGAAUGCCAGAAUUGUCAGGUUGGCUAGCUUGAUAUAUUUUGGGGGUAAAACAUGCUGGUAAUCAGUAGCUGUCAGAGUGAGAAUUAACUGCCUGCUGUCUGUUGGACAUUUUUUCAUUUUGGGGUAUUUUUUAUUUUUUGGAGGACUUUCCAUUCUAACUAGGGUAAGGGUGGCCAGUCAUAUUUGGGAUUUUUCAGCCACCAGCCUCCCCUGACUGAAGUUGAACCCUCCUGUUCUUCUUCCUGGCCUACAGGGAGCAGCCUGUUCCAGAAACUUGGUCUUGUGUUGUUGUUUUUAUACUUAAUGUUCUGCUUUAAAAAAAAAUCAUAAAUAUGUUGUCUAUCAGUAUUUAAAAUAGGAGGUGUAAGACUAUGGGACUGCUUAUGUGUCGUUGCUUUAGUUCAUUCUUCUUUUGUGCUUUAACUGAAUUUUAUUUCUGAUGAUUAACAAUUGGUUGUAACGACCCGUCAAUCAUCCCUGCCAAAUGCUGUUGUUAGGCAGUCAGGAGAAAGGCUGGCCCCUCGGCUGCCUGUCUAGAGCAUCGCCGGCUCUUUUUCUGUUCUUUGUUUUGAACACAAACUUGGCUUAAAAGACAAAAGGAAAAACUAUGUAAGUUUCCUUAUUAUGUACACAUUUUUAUUUCUACUUUUUAUUGUAUUUUUAAAUCCUAAUUUUGGAUGCUGAAGCAAUGACUUAAACAAAAGAACCGGAAAACCAAGCUGUAUGCAAAGUCUGUAAAUAUAAAAUGUGGGUUUGUUCAUACUAGACUACACACGCGCACAGGACUGGAAACUAUUUGUAAACUAGCUUUGGUUUGUGUAAUAAAUUACUUUCUAUAACA
Molecule: messenger RNA, 3406 nt
Organism: Perca flavescens (yellow perch)
Lineage: Eukaryota; Metazoa; Chordata; Actinopteri; Perciformes; Percidae
Gene: rhoab
Product: ras homolog gene family, member Ab
Exons: 5
Coding region: 120-701 (193 amino acids)
Biological process (GO): small GTPase-mediated signal transduction
Molecular function (GO): GTP binding; GTPase activity
Source: RefSeq, a predicted model, not a curated record